Trichomonas vaginalis G3 is the source of this 366-nucleotide messenger RNA. RefSeq lists its product as uncharacterized. The record is from RefSeq and is a predicted model, not a curated record. NCBI's taxonomy places the organism in Eukaryota, Parabasalia, Trichomonadida, Trichomonadidae. The transcript has a single exon. The coding region runs from base 1 to 366 and encodes 121 amino acids.
AUGGACAACAUCGAGCCAUUAGAUGAGGCAAUUUACCUUAUAGAGAUAAAUGAAGUUGUUAAGCAGUACUUGGGCAAGGACAAAGCCAACAAGUCCCUCGGCUUCUGGUUGUCUGGAAGGGCUGCUUUGAAUCUCGAAACUUCGACUGGAAUUGUCCUGCAAAUACCAGAAAACACUUCUGUAGACGACAUAAAGGAGAUGAAGAAAGAAUCUCUUCUCAAGUUCUUUGCAAAGCACCCAUGGAUACAACUUCCAAACAGAGAGAGUCCAAUUCCACGAAUUAUACAAAUUCUCAGAGCACUGUUCCACUUCUCUGGUCAGCCGUUCUACAGAACCUGUGAAGGCGACAUUCAGCCAGUUCAGUAA